GGGACUGUACACAGUGUGCUUUGUUGGAUCAAGCUGACGAACGUAAGCUUUAUUUACUUGAAAAAUUCGAACACGCCAGGGGUCAUCAGCGAAAUGGACUUAAAAAAAGAAAAACAAUCCAAUAAUCUGUUUGUAUUCCAAACAGCAGUAUCUCAGGCGUUUAAUGGUAUUUCAGAAUCCGUCAGUGAAGAAGAAUUCAAGAGCAUUAUUGCAAUCCUUCAAUCAAAGUCAUCGACCGCAAGAAAAUUGUCGAAAGCAUUUAAUGAAGACCUGGAUAAAAACCUGAAUAUAUCAUUGAAAGAAAUUUUAGUGGAAGGUAGUUUGGCUGAAGCCUUGAAAAGAGUUUCUAGUUUGUUAGAAGAAGCUGCACCUAUUAAAACCAAUGUCUGGAGACCUUCAGUUGAUGUAAAACUUAAUUUGCGUUCUCAUGAUGCAAAAAUAAUACAGGAUGAAUACCGAUCUUUAGAGCAGCAAGUCUUAAACGUAGAAGCAGAAAAUGAAGAGAAGAUGAGGAAACUUUUAGUAAAGCGAAAGAAAUUCCGAACAGCACAGGAACGAACAAUACGCUUAUUGACUGGAAGUAAUAUUGUUUUACACCGCAUGGACAAAGUGAUUGAGCUAAUGGAACAAUGCAUAAAAGAUACUGAUUAUUCAGAAUUAAGAUUUGAUUAACAAUGACAUGCAUGUACUUGGAUGGCAUACAAAAAAUUAAAUCAAAAUCUUUUGUACUCCAAAAAGCACCGAAGUGAAAAUACUUAACAUUCCAUUUUCUUAUUGAUGAACCUGUUAGUGUAAUUUUUGGUUUAAAUUAAUAUAUUUUUCAUCUUACGA
Messenger RNA from Belonocnema kinseyi, 831 nucleotides. Its product is annotated as polyamine-modulated factor 1-like. The transcript is spliced from 3 exons. The record is from RefSeq and is a predicted model, not a curated record. Lineage: Eukaryota; Metazoa; Arthropoda; Insecta; Hymenoptera; Cynipidae. The coding region runs from base 94 to 672 and encodes 192 amino acids.